AGUGGGAGGGAGAGAGUCGCGCGAGACCGGAAGUAGUUUGCUCUCAUAUCCGGGCUUCGGUUGCAGCGACUUAUCUCCGGGCCUAGCGACAACAUGGCGGACUUAUCUUUGGAUGAGCUGAUCCGGAAACGCGGCGUUAACGUCAGCAUGAAAGGAAGACUGAACACCAGGCCAAUUUUUGGAGGCAUCAGAUCUCGAUUUGGAGUCCAACAAACAUUUCUAAGCAGACCAGCACCAAGUGUUGGUUUCCAACGGACAUUUGAUGCACGUCAAAAGAUUGGCCUUACGGAUGCCCGACAUAAGAUUGGGGUGAAAGAUGCAAGAGAAAAACUGCUCCAGAAGGAUGCCAGGUUCAAAAUCCAAGGGAAAGUGCAGGAUGCUAGGGAGAUGCUGAAUUCCCGGAAGCAGCAAAGCGUUGAAAAUGUGCCCAAAGUUGUUGAUGCCAGAGAGAAGAUUAGUUUGAAAAGGAGUACUCCAACUAUAAGCACUAUGAACACUGUUGUGGAAACAGUUGCCCCUGCCAUGAAGAUCACAAAAACAAUCCAACAGAAAGCUGCAACUCCAUCACACGUCCACCCUGCGGGAAUGAAGGUCAACAUUGUGAAUAAUCACACACAAAAAGAGUGCCUGUAUGACAUGGAAGAUGAUGAAGAAACUGUGUCUCCUCUUCCUAGCAAACAAAUGAAAAUCACCACCACAAACAGCUUUCUGCACAGUGCGACUGGACUCAGUGGCAACAAAUUCUCUCUAUCAAAGACUGUCCCCCUCACAAAAGUGGUCCAGAAUGACACCUAUACAGCACCCCCAGCUCCACCUUCCCCCAUCCGGACAAAAGGCCUCACAAACAUGUCGCGGACCUUGGUGACAAAAGAAGAACCCCCUAAAGAACCGGCUCCUGUUGAGCCAGUCUUCAGCCCAUUAGAAGGUACUAAAAUGACUGUGAAUAAUUUGCAUCCUCGAGUCACAGAAGAGGACAUUGUUGAAUUAUUCUGUGUGUGUGGUGCCCUGAAACGGGCCCGUCUGGUGCACCCUGGAAUGGCUGAGGUGGUGUUUGUGAAGAAGGAAGAUGCCAUCACCGCAUAUAAGAAGUAUAACAACAGAUGCCUAGACGGGCAGCCAAUGAAGUGUAAUCUUCAUAUGAAUGGAAAUAUUAUCACAUCAGAUCAACCUAUCUUGCUCCGAUUGAGUGACACUCCCUCGGUGAAGAAGGAAGGAGAGCCACGUCGCACAAGCACAGGAGCCUCCAAUCCACCGGCUGAAGUGGAUCCUGAUACCAUCCUGAAGGCUCUCUUCAAAUCAUCUGGGACUUCGACUUCAGUGCAGCCGACAGAGUUCAAAAUCAAACUUUGAGGAGUGGCAGGCAAAGAGUGGACUGGAAAACUUUUUGAACGUGGGAAAUGGCAGAGAUAAAUGCGGGAACACAGGUGUUGUGUUUGACCGUGCCGAAACAUUUGUUUUUCUACAAUUGCUACCUUCCUGUACAGUAGCGUUCUCCUUAAAUGUGUGUGUUCUGUUUUCAUAGUUGAAGUUUCUGUCCACUUAUUUCUAACAAGAUAAUCUUCCCUUCCUCCAGUGAGAUAUAUCGCCAAGCUUAGCCCAUGUAACUUCUUUGUUUCACAGCCCCAACCCUUCUACUGUAUCCAGCUAGUAAAAGUGUACUUAGCAAAGGGCAUGGUGAACAUCUAUUGGAACUUGCAUCCUUCGAAUAAAAAAAAAACCUUUUCACUGUUCAUAAAA
Messenger RNA from Anolis carolinensis (green anole), 1737 nucleotides. RefSeq names its product DNA polymerase delta interacting protein 3 (gene poldip3). The coding region runs from base 94 to 1350 and encodes 418 amino acids. The record is from RefSeq and is a predicted model, not a curated record. Gene Ontology annotation, biological process: poly(A)+ mRNA export from nucleus. Gene Ontology annotation, cellular component: nucleus; nuclear speck. NCBI's taxonomy places the organism in Eukaryota, Metazoa, Chordata, Lepidosauria, Squamata, Anolidae. The transcript is spliced from 9 exons. Gene Ontology annotation, molecular function: mRNA binding.